Molecule: messenger RNA, 1050 nt
Organism: Botrytis byssoidea
Lineage: Eukaryota; Fungi; Ascomycota; Leotiomycetes; Helotiales; Sclerotiniaceae
Exons: 1
Coding region: 1-1050 (349 amino acids)
Source: RefSeq, a predicted model, not a curated record
AUGUCAACUCCAACUUCGCGUCCUCCAGCUUCCGAGGGAACAAACGGUGCGGUGACUACUUGGCUUCCUCUAACUACUGUUUAUCCCAUUGUACCUAGCUGCAAAACCGAACUGUAUUCUCCCAAUAAUCUCACAGAUAUCUACGCCUACGACCCUAACAAUAAUGCCAAGCUCUUCCCAACAAGAUGCUGGCCUUCUGAAGCAAGAUCAUGGUGGAAUCAAGAGGUCUCUGGGAUAUCGACCAUCUCACUAGGACCAUUUCUAUGCCCGGAAGCAUAUACCGUUGUCGUUAUCAGCAUUGUAAACCCAGGCUCCACACUGAGUGGAUGUUGUCCUAGUGGUUAUGGUCUAUGGUCUUUUGCGUCCCAAGGCAUUCCCCGCGAAUGCACAUCGACCAUCACCUCCGGAGCCAAGAUUACAUAUGUUAGUAAUCGGACUCCCGCCACAGAUGAGUAUACGACAGUCACUGCCGUGGUGGAUAAAGACCAGACGGUUCACGCUGUUCAGAUCAAUGGAUAUAAUUUCGAUGGCAAUUCCGCAGUUCCGACAGUGACGGCUUUCAGUUCGAGUACUAGUUCGAGUUCGAGUACUAGUUCGAGUUCGACGUCUGGAUCGGCCUCCAAAUCCGAAACAGCAGCCUUUGGCUCUACUCCCAGCUCAUCUGGAGCUGGAGCCACAUCCACGUCGGCUGUUUCUUCACCCCCAGCUAGUGAUGGUAGUAAUAGUAGUCCAGGACUUGGCACCGGAGCAAAGAUCGGUAUUGCUGUUGGUAUCGCGAUUAGUGUAGCUAUCAUUGCUGCUCUUGUUGGAACUAUAUUCUUCAUGAGAAGGCGAAGGAAAUACGAUACAGCGCCACAGCAGGAUAGUCUUCACGCGGCCUCCCAGAUAAAAAUGAACCAAGUCGCUUCUCUUCCAUCAUUGCCUGGAUCUGGCGUUCUGCAUGAGAUGGGAUAUGGGUAUGGAUAUGAGGCACACGAGGUUGGCAACACGCAGAUACACGAAAUGAAUGGAUUGACUUUUGCUGAGCUCGAUGGAAAAAAUAAACGCUGA